UGUUAGCCAGCAAGAUAGCAACACAGAGCUCAGGCAAGCCUGAGAGACACUAUUUCUCUUUCUCUCUGGCAUACACACACUCUUCCUCGUGCACACACGCAAACAAACACACACACUCAGCAGUAGACAGCCGCAACAUCCGCAUCGCUCGCUGCCCACCCGCAUCCUUCUCCCCCUUUCUCCGAGCCUUAUUCCUGUCGGAGCGCUCUCCUCUUUCUCUUACUUGCUCCGUCUGCAACGCCUCAUCCUGCCGUCCUGUCCCCCCUCUGCUGUCUGUCACCGUGGCGACAUAGCCUCUGCAGCCAUGGCGACCAGCCAGCAGGAUUCGGGCUUCUUUGACAUCAGCCUCAAGUCUCUGCUGAAGUCCUUUGGAGGCACUUCUCCAGUGGGGCUGAAGCCAUCCAUCCCACCAGCCAGCGGUCCCUUGGGUGAGAGGAAGGGCCCCGUCGUCAUGGCGCCUGUCAACGUGGACCCAGAGAGCAAGCCGGGCGAGUUUGUCCUAAAAAGCUUAUUUGCCAACUUCACCUUGCUCUCUGAACGCAAGAUCCGUAUCAUCAUGGCUGAACCACUGGAGAAGCCACUAAACAAAUCUCUGCAGAGAGGAGAAGACCCACAGUUUGACCAGCUGAUCAACUCUAUGAGUUCACUUGCUGAGUACUGCCUGCCAUCCAUCCUGAAGACUCUGUUCGACUGGUACAAGAGGCAAAAUGGCCUGGAGGAUGAGUCCCAUGAAUAUCGACCCCGGGCCAACACCAAGUCAAAAAAUGAUGAGCAACAGAAGGACUACUUAUUGGAGCGGAGGGAUCUGGCGAUAGAUUUCAUCUUUUCACUGGUGCUUAUUGAAGUUUUAAAGCAGAUCCCCCUCCAUCCUCUUUUGGAUGGACUCAUCCAAGAAGUCGUUAACCUGGCCUUCAAGCACUUCAAAUACAAGGAAGGGUAUCUGGGGCCUAACACAGGCAACAUGCACAUAGUAGCUGACCUCUAUGCUGAAGUAGUGGGAGUCGUUGCUCAGUCGAGGUUCCCAGCAGUGAGGAAGAAGUUCAUCUCAGAGCUCAAGGAGCUGAGGCAGAAAGAGCAGAGCCCGUACGUCAUCCAGUCCACCAUCAGCCUCAUCAUGGGACUCAAGUUUUUCCGCAUCAAAAUGUACCCAGUGGAAGACUUUGAAGCUUCCUUCCAGUUCAUGCAGGAGUGUGCACAGUAUUUCCUGGAAGUGAAAGAUAAAGACAUUAAGCACUCAUUAGCUGGACUCUUUGUGGAAAUACUUGUACCUGUAGCUGCUACUGUGAAGAAUGAGGUGAAUGUGCCGUGUCUACGAAAUUUUGUGGAAAGUUUGUACGACACCACACUGGACCUGUCCUCUAGGAAGAAACACUCUCUGGCCCUGUAUCCUCUGGUGACCUGCCUGCUGUGUGUCAGUCAGAAGCAGUUCUUCCUCAGCCGCUGGCACAUUUUUCUCAACAACUGCCUCUCGAACCUCAAGAAUAAAGACCCCAAGAUGGCACGAGUGGCUCUGGAAUCACUCUACCGCCUGCUGUGGGUGUACAUGAUCCGGAUAAAGUGUGAAAGCAACACUGCUACACAAAGUCGCCUGACGUCCAUCACCACCACUCUCUUCCCCAAAGGGAGUCGUAGCGUCGUGCCCAGAGACAUGCCCCUGAAUAUUUUUGUCAAGAUUAUCCAGUUUAUUGCCCAGGAGAGACUCGAUUUUGCUAUGAAGGAGAUCAUAUUUGACCUGCUGAGUGUUGGGAAGCCUGCCAAAGCCUUCAGUCUCAACCCAGAGCGUAUGAACAUUGGUCUACGGGCGUUCCUGGUGAUAGCAGAUGCUCUCCAACAGAAGGAUGGAGAGCCUCCUAUGCCCAACACAGGAGCCACUCUGCCCUCUGGAAACUCUCUGAAGAAGAAGAAAACAUAUCUCAGCAAGACACUCACUGAAGAGGAAGCCAAGCUAAUAGGCAUGUCCUUGUACUACUCCCAGGUGCGAAAAGCUCUGGACAACAUCCUGAGGCACUUGGACAAGGAGGUGGGUCGUUGCAUGAUGCUCACAAGCGUCCAGAUGCUCAACAAAGAGCCAGAGGAUAUGAUCACUGGUGAAAGGAAGCCUAAAAUCGACCUGUUCAGGACAUGUGUAGCUGCCAUUCCUCGUAUCCUUCCUGAUGGCAUGUCCAAGCCUGAGCUCAUAGACUUGCUAUCAAGACUCACAGUGCAUAUGGACGAUGAGCUUCGUCUUAUUUCCCAGAAUUCCCUGCAGAGCCUGUUACUUGAUUUCUCAGACUGGAGGGAAGACGUCCUUUUUGGUUACACACACUUCCUUUUACGUGAGGUCCAAGACACCCAUCAGUGUCUGCAGGAUGCAUCCGUCAAGCUUCUUCUCCAGCUGCUCACACAGUGGAGGUUAGCUCUGCAGCUCCAGGGGAAGAUGCGAGGGGGAGUUGAGGCCAGCCCUAGACUGCCAGAGCGAAGCCCUCAUUGUUCAGUACUCCAUGCGGUGGAGGGACUGGCUCUGCUGCUCCUCUGUUCGUGUCAGAUCAGCACAAGGAAGCUGGCAGUCGGCGUGUUAAGAGAAAUACGCUGUCUCUUCACGGCACUGGGACAUGCUGAGGACGAUGACAAACCCAUGAUAGAGGUCAUGGACCAGCUGAGCCCUGCUGUAAUGGACAGCUUUGUUCACGUGGCUGUUUCUGACUCAUCCACCUUGCCUCUCAGCCACCACGUUGACCUCCAAUGGCUAGUGGAGUGGACGGCUCGACUGGUGAGCAGUUCGUACGACGUGAAGAGCCCCAGCCAUGUCUGGAUUUUUGCCCAGUGUGUGAAGGACCCAUGGGUACUCUGUUUGCACAUCUUUUUGCGGCAAGAGCAUCUGCCUAAGCACUGCCCCAUUGCUCUAGGAUAUGCCUGGCCCUACGUUUUCACACGGCUACAGCUGCUGCUGCCUCUGGUUGAUCCCAACAGCCCAGUGAACGCUAAGAAGACGAGCACGGCAGGCGCCAGCGACAGCUACAUCUCACUGUGGCGCAAUUACCUAAUCCUCUGUCUCGGAGUGGCUAAGCCAAGCAUCAUGUCACCUGGGCAUCUCAGAGCAUCUACACCUGAGAUCACUGCCACCACACCUGAUGGCAGCGUCACCUACGACAACAAGGUUAUAGGCACGCCCUCUGUGGCCUGGCUUUUAAAGCAGCUCGUCCCACUGAUGAGAGCUGAGAGUCUGGAAAUCACAGAGUCCCUAGUGUUGGGAUUCGGAUGCACAAAUGCUCUGGUCUUCAGGGAGCUCGUCGAAGAACUCCAUCCAUUGAUGAAAGAAGCACUGGAACGUAGGCCUGAGAACAAGAAGCGUAGAGAGAGGAGGGAUCUUCUCAGGCUGCAGCUGCUGAGGAUAUUUGAACUACUGGCUAACGCAGGAGUCAUCAGUGACAGCACUAAUGGAGCUCUGGAGCGUGAUUCCCUGGCCUUGGGUGCUUUAUUCCUCGAGUACGUGGACUUAACCCGGAUGCUUCUAGAGGCUGAGAAUGAGAAAGAACUGGACGUGCUCAAAGACAUACGAGCUCAUUUCAGUGGGAUGGUAGCCAAUCUCAUCCAGUGUGUGCCUGUCCACCACAGGCGCUUCCUCUUCCCUCAGCAGUCUCUGAGGCACCAUCUCUUCAUUCUCUUCAGCCAGUGGGCCGGGCCCUUCAGUGUUAUGUUUACGCCUCUUGACCGGUACAGUGACCGCAACCACCAGAUCACUCGCUACCAGUAUAGUGCUCUCAAGGCCAUGUCAGCAGUUCUGUGCUGUGGUCCAGUUUUUGACAACGUGGGUCUCUCUACUGAUGGUUAUCUCUACAAAUGGCUUGACAACAUCUUGGCCUGUCAUGACUUACGGGUGCACCGUCUGGGGUGUGAGGUGGUCAUUCUGCUUUUAGAACUGAAUCCAGAUCAGAUCAACCUGUUCAACUGGGCUGUGGACCGCUGCUUCACCGGGUCUUACCAGCUUGCAUCUGGCUGCUUCAAGGCCAUCGCCACAGUGUGCGGUAACAGGAAUUAUCCAUGUGACCUUGUGACUUUGCUCAACCUCGUGCUGUUCAAAGCCUCAGACACCAGCAGGGAAAUAUAUGAAAUCUCCAUGCAGCUGAUGCAGGUGCUGGAAUCUAAGCUGUGUGCAUACUCCAAGCGGAUGGUGGAGCAGAAGCCUGGUAAUAUUUUGUAUGGGACUCACGGCCCCCUCCCUCCUCUGUACAGUGUCAGCCUUGCGCAGCUCUCCAUCCAGCUUGCCAGCAUGUACCCAGAGCUCACGCUGCCUCUUUUCUCAGAGGUGAGCCAACGUUUCCCAACCACCCAUCCUAAUGGCAGACAGAUCAUGCUAUCCUACCUGCUACCCUGGCUUAGUAACAUUGAGCUAGUGGACACAGGUCUCUUACCUCCUGCUUCAAGUCCCUGCACACCAGAGGAAGAACCUCGAGGUCAGGCUCGGGGCCUGGGUGCAUCCCCCAGCCUGAGAGGCAACGGCUGGGGCUCCUUGCAGGCGACAUCAUUGGUGCUCAACAACCUCAUGUUCAUGACUGCUAAGUAUGGAGAUGAGGUUCCCGGACCAGAGAUUGAGAAUGCCUGGAACGCUCUAGUGUCGAAUGAGAGGUGGAGCAACAACUUGCGAGUCACCCUGCAGUUCCUCAUCAGCCUGUGUGGAGUUAGCAGUGACACCACAUUACUGCCUUAUAUUAAGAAGGUGGUGAUUUACAUGUGUCGCAAUAACACCAUCCAGACUAUGGAGGAGCUCCUGUUUGAGCUGCAGCAGACCGACCCUGUCAACCCUGUGGUUUUGCACUGUGAUAAUCCUCCAUUUUAUCGCUUUGCUGCCAGCAACAAAGCCUCCACAUCCCAGACAGGCACCACCUCCAGUAGUAACACCGUAGUGGCUGGUCAGGAAAACCUGCCAGAGACAGAUGAGACCAAGAUGGUCAGAGAGAGUGAAGAACGCCGGGCGAGGGCUCACAACAGACUGGAGUCUCGUUACAGCAACAGCUCCGGAGGCUCCUAUGAGGAUGAAAAAAAUGACCCACUUCCACCUUACGCUGGAUGGCUGCUGAGUAUUCUCGAGACCAACCGUCCUCAGCCGUUACCCAUGCCUGUUAAUGGAGGCUGCUGGGCACCUCUGGUUGACUACCUUCCAGAAACUAUCACACCUAGAGGACCACUGCACAGGUGUAACAUUGCAGUGAUUUUUAUGACCGAGAUGGUAGUGGACCACAGUGUGAGAGAAGACUGGGCUUUACACCUGCCCCUGCUACUACAUGCUCUCUUCUUAGGUCUGGACCACUACAGGUCAGAGGUCUAUGAACACAGCAAACGUCUCCUUCUUCACCUCCUUAUUGCACUCUCCUGCAACAACAACUUUCAGGUAAUAGCCUCAGUACUGAUGCUGACGAGGGAGAUCAGUGACAACAAGACCCUCACAAUCAAGUCCAGCUACCACACAGAGUACCAGCAGUCACACGCACCAGACUUUUUGCGGGAGUGGCAGGCAUCUCCCGUGGUGGACUCUGGUCUCAGCUCCACCUCCAACUCAUCCUCUGCUAGCCUGGGUGGUGGCAGCACAGCCGGCAGUGUUGGAAAUCUGCCCCUUGUAACACCCGAUGACCUGGAGGAUCUUGAAGAUGCGCCCAAUGAGACGGAUGAGAAGACGAAUAAACUCAUUGAGUUUCUCUCCACCAGAUCAUCUGGGCCACUGUGGGUGCAUGAGGACAUCACACCAAAGAACCCCAACUCCAAAAGCACAGAGCAGCUCAGCAACUUCCUGCGCCACGUUGUCUCUGUCUUCAAGGAGUCCAAGUCAGACUUCCACCUGGAGCAGCAGCUUAGUGACGUGGCCUUACAGACGGCUCUGUGCAGCUCCUCGCGUCACUAUGCCGGCAGAUCUUUCCAGAUCUUUAGAGCUCUCAAACAGCCGAUCAACAACCAUGCUGUCUCUGAUCUGGUCUCACGCCUCGUUGAGGUGGUGGGAGAACAUGGAGACGAGGUGCAGGGCUAUGUGAUGGAGGUGCUGUUAACUCUGGAGUCAGUAGUGGUGAAUCUAGCAGAGUGUCUGAAAAACAGUGACCUUAUGGCAGCUCUUACCAGGACAUCCUCACCAGACUUUGUGACAAGUGACAAACUGAUGAACAGAAAGAGCACGGGUCAGCUCAACUUCCCUGGCCCAGGAUUUGUCGGUCUGUCAUCGCAGCGCCACCAGCGCUCCUAUUCUGUCCCCAAGAAGUUCGGCGAGUGUUGCAACCAGUCGAGUGAUCCCCCUCGCAGUGCAACUCUGGAUCGCAUACAGGCUUGCAACAGUCACGGCCUUGCACGAACAGGAAGAAGUUCAGGCUCCUGCACAUCAUCGACCAACCGCAUUGAUCCCAGCGUUCUGUCGGAUCCCGCGCACGUGUCUCAUCCUUCGUCAAUACUGGCCACAGUCUUCUGGGUGGCAGUGUCGCUCAUGGAGUCAGACUUCGAGUUUGAAUACCAGAUGUCACUUCGCCUCGUUCACAAGCUGCUGUCAAAGGUGCCCUUAGACAGAGCAGAGAACCGUGAGCGCCUGGAGAAGCUGCAGGCUCAGCUGAGGUGGAGCGGGUUCUCUGGGAUUCAACAGCUUUUGUUGAAGGGAUUUACCUCCCAGGCUACAUCUGACCUGACCUUACAGCUCUUCUGCCAGCUCACUCCAGUCUCCCGCGUGCCUGUUGUCGACAGCUCACAGUCUAUAGGCUUUCCUCUGAAUGUGCUGUGUCUGCUUCCUCACCUGGUCCAGCACUUUAGCCACCCAACUCAGUUUUGUAAGGAAAGUGCUGAGAGGAUUGCACAGGUAUGUUUGGUGGAAAAGAACACAAAGCUGUCCCAUCUGGCACAUGUGAUGACGCUCUAUAAGACACGUUCCUACACGAGGGACCCUUUCUCCUGGGUCAGCGUGGUUUGCCGCUACCUUCACGAGGCUUUCUCUGACAUAACGCUCAACAUGGUCACCUAUAUGGCUGAGCUGCUGGAUAAGGGACUUCCCAGUAUGCAACAGUCUCUCCUCCAAAUCAUCUACUGUCUGCUUAGCCACAUGGACCUGACUGCUGUGCAGGUCAAACAGUUCAACGCUGAUGUCCUGAAGACCAUUGAGAAGUUUGUCCAGACAGUACACUGGAAGGAUGCCUUAAACAUCUUGAAGCUGGUGGUAUCACGCUCUGCCAGCCUUGUUCAUCCAGUGUACGGCCACACACAGGGUGAUCUUUCCAACCUAGAGGUCAGCAGAGUGUGGGACGGCUCCGCUAAAGCUCUCCCUGGCAAAACUCUGGAUUUCACAUUUGACAUCUCUGAAACACCGGUGAUCGGGCGCCGUUUUGAUGAGCUCCAAGGAUCAGGGGGUAGAGAGGGAAAAGCCAGAGCCAUGGCUGUGACCCGCAGUACUUCCUCCACUUCUUCUGGAUCCAAUUCCAACACCAUUCUGGUGCCUGUCAGCUGGAGGCGACCACAGUUAUCUCAGAAAAGAACCAGAGAGAAGCUGGUGAGCGUUUUGUCUCUAUGUGGACAAGAAGUUGGACUUACCAAGAACCCAUCUGUGAUCUUCUCAUCCUGUGGUGACUUGGACAUGAUGGAGGUGCGGGAGAGCGGCGUGUCAUCUGAGGACGGUGGUACCAGAGAGGACACAUUAGAUGACACCGCCAGUGAGCAGCAGUUCAGGGUUUUCAGAGACUUUGACUUCCUGGAUGUGGAGCUGGAGGAUGGAGAGGAGCUCCAGGGUGAGACUGUCGAUAACUUUAACUGGGGUGUGCGCCGGCGGUCUCUGGACAGCACAGAGCUGGGCGACCUGCUGGAGGAGAGCCAGCACUCAGGCAGUACCCCCAGUCUGGGUCACGAAGACCCUCACGAUUCAGACGAGUCAUCAGAGGAAGAGGAGUCUUCAACUAGCCAGAGCCUCUCCCAUUCUCAGCUUACUAACCCGUCUCCAUCAGAGGAAACCAAUCACACCGAUUCUCUGUCUACAUCAUACGACACAUCUGCUGACCCCCAGUCCCUCAACGCCACCACCCCAAGCCAGGGAGUUCUCCAUGACGAUCACAUUGGACUACAUGUGAGGGUGUGUGGUGAGGACGAGGACACUCAGGCCCAGGAUGAUGAACUGUCGCUGAGUGUCAACGAGCUCCCCCCCGGCUCCGAAUGUGGAGAGAGCUUCACUCUGGAUUUGCCGGGGCAACCUCAAAAUCAGCUGCCAAAUAUGGACCGUGGUCUUAACCCAGACUACUGCCAGCCUCCACUGGACUUUCUAGACCCAAACUGUCUGCCCAGCUUGCGUGAUGAUGUUGAUGAUUUGGAGGACCUUGGGUUUCCUCCUCCCCCCUCUCCAUUUUUUUCCGCCAUCUUGGCAGCGUUCCAACCCACGGUGUGUGACGAUGCCGAGGAGGCAUGGCGCUGCCACAUCAACCAGCUUGUAAUAGACUCAGAUGGGUCUUGUGCUGUCUACACAUUUCAAGUCUUCUCAUCACUCUUUAAGAACAUCCAGGGAAAAUUCUGCACCUUAACAAAAGAUGUUGCCACUUAUCUUGGCGAGGGAUUAAGAGGCAUUGGAUCAAAGUUUCUCAGGUCCUCACAGAUGCUCACCACAUGCUCAGAUUGUCCUACCAUUUACAUUGAUGCUGACACGAUCAUGUCCUAUGGCCUCCUCGAAAAGAUGAAGUUCAGUGCACUGGAGCUGCAAGAGUACCUGGAUACUUACAACACCAAAGAGGAGGCUGCUGUAUCGUGGCUCAGAAACUGUAAGGACACAUUUCCCAGAUGUCCUGGUGACAGUGUGGUUACCUGCCAACCUGGAGAUUCAGAGGAGAAGCAAAUGGAGUCUCUUGCACAACUGGAGCUUUGUCAGAGGCUUUACAAACUUCACUUCCAGCUCCUCCUUCUGUUCCAGUCCUACUGCUCGCUCAUUGGUCAAGUUCAUGCAAUAAGCUCCGUGCCUGAGCUGCUGAACAUGUCUCGAGAGCUUACUGAUCUUAAGAGCAGCCUGCAGGCAGCAGAGGCAGCCGUAGCCAGCGACUUGGAACACAAACACUUGGCCCACACUCACUCACACGCCACCCAGGUGGCAGCCAUGGUUGUGCCCAGCUUCCCCACCUCAGAGGCAGCGGUGCAGGCCAUACUGGAGUGCCUUAGGAACCAUGAGUUCACCAAAGCCGUGCGCUACAUCCAGGAAUGCAGGAGGCAGUGGCCGAACGGAGUGUUUGGCGGCAGCUCAGAGAGUGAGGUCCAGACGCUGCUCAACGUCUACUUCCGUCACCAAACGUUGGGCCAGACGGGCACAAUCGCCCUGGUCGGUUCCCGGCAGGACCUCAGUCUGAUCUGCUCCAAGCUGCUGGAGCUCAAUGGGGAAAUCCGCGACAUGAUCCGCCACGCCCAGGGUUACCGGGUCGUCACAACUUACCUCCCCGAUUCAAGUGCCUCCGCGACCAGUCUCUGACAGGACUUCAGGAGCCCCCCACCCCCUCCUUCUCCACCUUUACCCCCUCCAUCACUGCAGCCAUUGACCCUUCCAAGACAACCUCUGCAUUCCUCUCAGCCUGCUCUUACAGAGGGGGCCCAGCACCCACAUACCUGGCCCCUGCCGCCUCCUAUGUGUCUGCUGCCCCAGAUUCAAAGCUCCAGACAGAUGCACACUUACCACCCUGCCCAGCACUAGAACCUGAAUUAAACCUUUCAUUCCACUCUUCAUCCUCAUCCACUGCAAACUCUGAGACCUCUUUACUUGAUUUUCCCAAACCCCCCGACCUGUUCUCUGCUCAUAGCUCCAACACGCCAGGCCAAUCGCAUUUUACACUGCCGCUCACACAAGAGCCAAAGAGACGUUAUCUAGAGGAGAACACAAGCCUUUAUUAUCCUAUCAGAGUACAUCCAUCAUGCAGUUCACCGCAAUCACAUUUCCACUGCAGCAAACACCUGAUGUCAUCUCUCACAUCCAGCUCUCUCCCAACUGUGGCCUCAGCGCCCACCUUGCUCACACACUCUUACACGAACCCAUCGCCCAUUUCUUCCCGGGACUCUCAUCUUCCCCAUUUCCCACGCUCUCCAUACAAACACUCAAGCCCGUCCUCGAUUCUGCACCCGGGCCGUGACACAGUCUUAACUCACAGCCCUGCAUCGAGUUCAUCUCUUCCCCCUCCCCCACCACCCCCUCCCUGUCCCACCGGCCCAGGAGAGGCUGCAGCUUGGGGUUGUUGUUGCUCCUUCGGCGGUGCUGCUACGCCUUUGACUCGCUACCUGGGGAAGGUGGGACAAGCUGCCCUGCCCUUACUGACAGUAGGGGGGCUCCUGAAUACUGAACCGUCAGACGUCCAAACCUGAGACUUUAAAGUUACCACGCCAGAGGACCUAACGAUCCAACAUCAGAUCUUUGCAUCUGAAAAGUAGACAAUGACAUGCCAGAAAUACCUGGACACUUUAAAUGUUUAAGGACAGGGAAUCAUAUCCCAUGUAUAAUGGGAUUUAUCUCUGGAUACUACAGAUUGCUGCCUGCUGAUAAGAAUGACCUGAUGUGAUUAUAUACAAGCGCAGGCUUUGCUUCUAAAGCUAGAUGUCGUGAAAAAUAAUGUACCUCCUUGUUUAAGUCCCGCUUGACGGUCAUAAUUCAGCAUCUAAUCUGUGCUGCACUCCGAGGACCUGUGAAGGCUUUUAGCUUGGACUUAAACUGGCUUCCCAGAGGAACUUUUAGACAUGCUUGACACUUGCUGCCUCCUUCAGGAAGGAUGAAAGAGACAGUGAGGAAAUGAGCCGUGACACUACGUAGCAUCACUGGAAGAAGUUUCCUCUGUGGAGUUUUGUUAUACGUUUUUUUUCUAAAUGUUGUAGAAAGGAGAUCAUGUAUGUUUUGUUACUGUGAGAGAAAAAGGCUGUCACUUUUAUUAAGAAGGAAAAGCCAAAUGCUGGGAUGAUUUUGUCUCUACUGUUCUGAGGCCUCCUCUGGAGGAAACUGUGCAAUGCAUGACCCAGUUGAAUGCUUUCUACUGUACGCUCCCGUCCUGUCCUUUUCGCCUAGCCCAGACGUCUGACCUCAGACUGAUUGAAAGACUUGCUGACAGAGCAGAUGCAGAAUAUUCAAGCGCAUUUCUUUACGCUGCUCUUUGGCCUGUUUAUAUUCUGUAUUAGUGAAUCAACUUGUCCUCUGACUACUGUUGUAAACAUUGGUAGAGUAAUCAUGCCAUUAUCCGUGCGUGGCGUGCACCCCUCCAUGGCUAGCUGUAGCAUCUCUAGUGAGCGUAAACACUAUAUUUCUGUCGACUUGGUGUUCACAUGCAGAGAAGAUGGCGCAUGUACACAGUCAAGUAUUUGCCCGUCUGUAUACUGCUAAUCGUUACUGUCACACAACCAUAGUAGGAUAUGUUUGUGUGGUUUGCAGUUACCUUACACGUAAGGGAAAUGCUGACAUUCUGCACUCAUUGUAGAUGUGCGAAAUGAAACCCACGCUACACACUACUGAAUCUGAACUCGUCGUUGUCAGCCUUUUUUUGUGUGUGAGACUCUCCCUUGGUUCGGAUCUAGCAAUCAUUUUGCUGUUGCUGUACAAAUGUCUUCUUUUCCUAUUUAUAUCUGAUCAGAUAUGAAACGACACUUAUUUGACUUAGGUUUUAUAAUGAUGUUUGUUCUCUCAAAUCAAACUGCCAUGCAUGCAUUUUCUGUUUACUGUAUGGAGUGUUUGAAAUAUUUAUUAAGAUAAUUUUAUCUGAAAGAUACGUUUGUAUGAGGUACAAAAGGGAGCCACAAGCUCACGCGGGUAUGUUUGUUUUCUUUUUCCUGUGUGUGGGAGAAUGUGUUUGCAUGCCAAACAAGAAGUUGCACAUUUUUAAAGCUUUUUAGAUGAAGACAGUAGUUGUUUUUUCACCUUGUAAAUAUUUUCACAGCCUUUGUGAAGUUGUUUUGAGUUGAAGCUCUGUAAAAGUUGUUAAAGUAAAGACC
Messenger RNA from Pelmatolapia mariae (spotted tilapia), 11922 nucleotides. It is a transcript of the gene fryb, whose product is annotated as furry homolog b (Drosophila). Bases 305 to 9433 code for a protein of 3042 amino acids. Gene Ontology annotation, biological process: cell morphogenesis; neuron projection development. The transcript is spliced from 67 exons. NCBI's taxonomy places the organism in Eukaryota, Metazoa, Chordata, Actinopteri, Cichliformes, Cichlidae. The record is from RefSeq and is a predicted model, not a curated record. Gene Ontology annotation, cellular component: site of polarized growth; cell cortex.